Messenger RNA from Temnothorax curvispinosus, 5016 nucleotides. RefSeq names its product guanylate cyclase 32E. Gene Ontology annotation, molecular function: ATP binding; guanylate cyclase activity; protein kinase activity. Gene Ontology annotation, biological process: receptor guanylyl cyclase signaling pathway; protein phosphorylation; cGMP biosynthetic process. The record is from RefSeq and is a predicted model, not a curated record. The coding region runs from base 477 to 4346 and encodes 1289 amino acids. The transcript has 23 exons. Lineage: Eukaryota; Metazoa; Arthropoda; Insecta; Hymenoptera; Formicidae.
CCUGCGAUCACUGUCGACCGUUGUUCUCGGCGGCUAAGACACGGCUCGAGUAUCAAACUUCCGAAUCUUGCGAAUCAAUCAAACAUCGUGGAAAUCUGUAUUUCUAUCACAUCCUCGAACUAUCCUUCUCUACCCCCCGUGCAUCUCGUAUAAGUGAUAAAAUUUUCUAAAACCAGCCAGUUUUCUAAUCUUUCAAUCGUGUCUUUGAUCUAUAAAAAAAAAAGAAAAAAAUAAAUGGCAACUCGAGACUGGCGAAUUGUACGGUGCUUGCCAAAACUGAGCAUGAUAAGAAAAUUCUAGCUUACUGUUGUUUCAACUACCACAGUUUUAACCGCUCGCCUUUAAAAAAUUCAGUGCAAAUAAACGGAGAACGUGCUUCAGAGACGAAGCACGAGUAAUUUCGAAGUAAAAACGCUUCCUUUUGUGCACAAAUUUAACCAAAGAUACGACGACAGACGAGCUUCGCACAGUUGGGGAUGCUACUGGCAAAUGUGGAAAGGACGUGUCUGCUUCUGAUGAUAAUUCACAUUUUACUCGGUGAUAAAGGCAUCUAUGCCGAGACAUUCACUCUGGGGUACAUUACCGGCUCGAAACGACUUUUUCACGACUUAGAGUACGCGCGUCCCGGUUUCCAAAUAUCAGGAGCUAUCACUCUGGCCGUGGAAGAGGUGAACGCCGGUGAACUUGGUAGACGAGGGCACAAUUUGGACUUUCUCGUUGCUGAAACUUUUGGCGAGGAGGAGACCAGCAUUCUGAUGACGGCGGAUUUGUGGACGAAAAACGUUAGUGCAUACAUCGGGCCCCAGGAAACUUGCAUUCACGAAGGCAGAAUGGCGGCUGCAUUCAACAUUCCUAUGAUUUCAUACUUUUGUACGCAUAACGAAACAUCGAAUAAGAAGGAGUUUCCGACGUUUGCGAGAACGCGGCCACCCGAUACGCAAAUUUCAAAAUCUCUUCUAUCAGUAUUGUUAGCAUUCAACUGGACAAAAGUAACCUUCAUGCAUAUGAAUUCAACGAUGUUUGAAUUCAACAAAAUGUCUACGAUUGCGACGACAAUUCUUACAUCUUUCGAAGCAGCUGGAAUUAGUGUAAAUUAUCGUCGUUCGUGGAACGAACCUUAUUAUGCGACGCACAUGAAAAAUCCUUUCCAUGAACAUGUCAAACAAACGUAUCGAGAAACACGAAUUUACGUAAUACUCGGACAUUAUUACGAACACAUGGGUCUCUUAAUGGCUCUGGACGAAAUGAACCUCUUGGAAAAAGGCGAAUAUUGGGUUGUCGGCGUUGACAUCGAACAAUACGAUGAAAAACGUCCAAGCAAGUAUCUGCGCGGACUGUGGGAAAAGAAGACAAAAAACCUGUCAGCAUAUCGUAGUUAUUUCAGUAUCGCUGCGUCCGCGCCGAUUAAUUUCACAAACUUCACUCGGCUCGUCAACGAGUACAGACAAAAACCGCCAUUCAAUUUUACAAAUCCGUUGGCAAACGUGGGAGGAAUAGUUCAGAUCGUGCCGGAGACAGCGUAUCUGUAUGAUGCGGUGCAUCUUUACGAGAGAUCGCUGCUACGUGCCCUCGACGAGAAUCGAGACCCCCGGAAUGGCCGAGAGAUGGUGUCGGCGCUACAUGGCGUUCAUUAUAAAAGCGCAAUGGGAUACAUGGUAUACAUGGAUGAGAAUGGAGAUGCCGAGGGCAAUUACACAUUGAUUGCAUUGGACCAUCGACCUACGAAAGGCUACGGGCUUUAUCCCAUUGGGAAUUUCGUUGGAAAAGAACAAAAAACAAAUUUACCAAAGCUUCAAUUAAUUAAGAAAAUAACAUGGAUCGGAAAUGGACCACCGGUCGCAGAACCUUAUUGCGGGUAUGAUGGUGAAAAAUGUAAUUUUCAUACUGGCGAAAUUAUAGGAGGUAUCGCCGGCACAUUGUUGCUCAUUAUUGCAGCGGUUGUUCUGAUCCUUCAUAGAAACUGGAAAUAUGAACAAGAGUUAGAUAGUUUGCUAUGGAAAGUCAAUUACAAAGAUAUCGAGAUCAAGGAGCAGAAGGAUGAAACAAUGAGAUCCGACGAAACGUCUGCCAAUUCCAAGUCAUCAACGAUGCAACCCAUAGUGCGAACUAGUCAAGUGUCGCUAAGUUCUAAUCCAGACUCGGUCAGAUAUUCCACGAUUUACACACAAAUCGGAGUAUAUAAAGGGCAAAUUUUUGCUGUUAAGAAAGUUAGGAAGAAAUCGAUUGAGAUUACGCGAGAAAUGAAAAAAGAACUAAAAAUGAUGCGCGAUUUAAGACACGAUAACUUAAAUUCGUUUAUUGGUGCAUGCACCGAUCCGCCUAACAUAUGCGUCAUCGUCGAAUAUUGCGCACGCGGAAGUCUUAAGGACAUAUUGGAGAACGAAGAUAUAAAACUCGAUAAUAUGUUUAUGGCGUCUCUCGUCGGUGACAUCAUUAGAGGUAUGAUCUAUCUUCACGAGUCAGUCAUAAAGUACCAUGGAUCGCUCAGUACGUCAAAUUGCCUUGUUGAUUCGCGAUGGGUUGUAAAACUAGCAGAUUUCGGCCUCCACGAAUUUAACCAGGAUGCCGAAUACGAUCCCUCCGACGUUAUAAAAAAAUAUCACGGAUUGUUAUACAAAGCGCCUGAAUUAUUACGCUCUACGCGUCUCGGGACGCCAACUGUUCGUGAUUUUCAAAGGGGUGACGUGUAUUCGUUCGCCAUCGUAUUAUAUGAACUUCAAGGACGACAUGGGCCAUUCGGUAUUACGGAACUAUCAGCAGCCGAAAUAUUAAAAAAAGUAAUCGCAAGAGAUUCUGAAAUAUCACCGUUUAGACCUCCAUUGGAUCAACUGGAGAAUACGUUUGAUUUCGUUCGUGACUGUUUGCUGGAAUGCUGGGCAGAAAAUCCUGAGUUACGUCCAGAUAAUUUUAAGAUAAUAAGAAACAAAUUGAGACCGCUACGAAAGGGCAUGAAAGCGAAUAUUUUUGACAACAUGAUGGCGAUGAUGGAAAAAUAUGCGACGAAUUUGGAAGCACUCGUUGACGAACGGACAGACCAAUUGACUGAAGAAAAAAAGAAAACAGACGCAUUAUUAUACGAAAUGUUACCGCGUUCCGUGGCCGAGCAAUUAAAAAAGGGAAAGAAAGUUGAGGCGGAAAGUUUUGCUUGUGUCACCAUAUAUUUUAGCGACAUAGUUGGUUUCACAUCUAUGUCCGCAGAAAGCACGCCGUUGCAAGUGGUCGAUUUUCUAAACGAUCUCUAUACAUGCUUCGAUUCGACGAUAGAAAAUUUUGAAGUGUACAAAGUCGAGACUAUAGGAGACGCUUACAUGGUGGUAAGCGGCUUGCCAAUAAGAAACGGUAAUCAGCAUGCUGGUGAAAUAGCGAGCAUGUCAUUGUGCCUCUUAGACGCCAUUAAACAAUUUACCAUCCGUCACAGACCGCUUGACAAACUGCAACUACGCAUAGGAAUACAUUCCGGUCCGGUGUGCGCUGGCGUUGUUGGUUUAAAAAUGCCACGAUAUUGUUUAUUCGGCGAUACAGUUAAUACCGCAUCUCGUAUGGAAUCUACAGGAUUACCGCUAAAAAUUCACUGCAGUAGUGAGACAAAGCAGCUGCUUGAUGAGCUACGAGGAUUUUUUUUUGUCGAACGUGGCAAAGUUCCCAUGAAGGGCAUCAAGGGCGGCGAACGUCUAACCUAUUUUUUAAUCGGAGAGGAUCCAAUAUUACGCAGCAAACGUAACAAGGAAAGAGCGAGUAAGCGAAGCGGCGGUAGCAAGAAAAUCAGCAUAGCAGAUCCUCUGGUUCCUCGAAGUUCUCUGAAGAACAAGUCCCUUGUCAGAUCGACUUUCAUGAGGUGUUCCAGCGAAUCCCCGAAACGCUUGCGAUUCGCCAGCUCGGAUCAGCUUGACAAAAAGGGUUCAAGGGUAAGCCAACUGGAAUCGAUAGUCGACAACAGCCCGUGCAAAACGAAAGUCUCAUGCGUGUUACGAUCGUCCUGCAUGGAGAGCUGGCGAUCUUCCAGCAACUCAUGUCCGUGCGUUGAGAAGCUAUGCGAUCAGGAGACUCAGCCGGAACUGGUAGAACACGAAUUGCCAUCGGACGUUAAGAACAUGCCGCUGCUUCGAACCAACUUAAUCUUCGGAAACGAGUCGUGCCUUCUGCGACCUGAAGCCAAAAGUUUCCGCUUCGGCACUCCUGGAAUACUCCAGAUCGCCUGCAAAUCAGCACCCAACAGCCCCAAGCGUAGCAUGGUGACGUUGAACGCCCAGAAAAGAGCGGCACAGUCGAACGAAGAAAUCGAUGGAUGGGACACAAUGACACCAUUGAUCUACUAUCCGGCUGAUCGCUUGGAUUCAAAGGUUUAAGAGAUCGACAUACAUGAUAUUAUAAACACAGUAGCAAAAUUUAUACAAAUUAAUUUAUAUUACAUAUACUUAUACUAUGUAUCAAAAUAUUUACAAGGCUAACUUGACAAUCAAGAAUUUUGCGAACGAUAUAAGUAUGCCGAUUUUUUAUCCAUAAUCUGCCAAUUGUAAUUUUGUGCCAAGUAGCACAUUUUUUAACGAGAUUUCUCACUUACACGAUGUACCAAAGCGCACUGUAUACGUACAAACUUUACACUUAGAUAUCAAUGUAUUAUUUAUAACUAAAACAGAGACAGUGAUAUAUCUUUCCAAUGAUAUAUAAUUCCUUUCUUUUUCAGCGCAUAACGACAAUAUAUUCCUUACGUUAGCAUAGACAAUCGUAAAAGGUUCGUGCUUCUUAAAUAAAUGUCUAGUCAAUGCUACUUUAAAUAUCAUAUUUGUCUUUGAGCACCUUUAUAUAACUGCCAAACGUUAUAUGAAAGAAGAUUAAUUCUUGUAUUGCACAAAAAGACCCAACCAAUCGUUAAUGACUAAGAAGACAAAAGUAUUAUUACUAUUUCUAAAUGCUUUUCGAAACCAUGAUCUAUUAAUGAAUGAUAUUGUUUAAUAAAUAUUUACUCUUUCAAGGAAAGAUUGGUUCUUAUAUACAUAUAUAUGUAUACAAUGUAUU